AUGGGGUGCUGCAGCGGCCGGUGCACGCUGUCCUUUAUAUGUGGGAUGCAGCUGAUUUGCACACUGGAACGACAAAUAUUCGACUUCCUCGGAUAUCAGUGGGCUCCAAUCCUUAUGAAUUUUCUCCACAUCAUCACGGUCAUUAUGGGACUGUUUGGAACAGUGCAGUACAGACCGAGUUAUGUCACAGGGUAUGCAGUAUGGCUGGUUCCCUGGGUGACCUGGAAUGUCUUCAUUAUCUGCUUCUAUCUGGGAGUGGGAGACCUGUCCAAGGAUGCUGACCUGGUAAUGACCUUUAACACCUCCAUGCACCGGUCCUGGUGGAUGGAGAAUGGGCCGGGAUGCAGGGUGACCCUGGUGACCCCGGCUCCACCCUGGGCCCCCGAGGGUCAUCGUUACAUCAGCCUGUCAGGCUGUCUCUUGGAGUACCGCUACGUGGAGGUGGCCCACAGCGGCCUGCACAUCACUCUUGCUCUUGCUGGCUUCAUCUCUGCCUGUUAUGUUGUGAAAUUAAUCGCGGAAGAAGAAGACAGCUUUGACUUCAUUGGAGGGUUUGAUUCUUAUGGUUACCAACGGCCGCAGAAGACAUCGAAUUUGCAGCUGCAACCUCUGUACCUGUCAAAGUAACAAAGACAAAGGCUGUAUAUACUCAAUAAAUCAAAGACACAUCCUCUGCUCCUUUCUAAAUUGAAUAAAUAAAAUAGCAAUGAAAUAAUAAUACUUGUCUCACACACCGAUGGAAAAGAAGAAAGCAAUCGAAAGCUUCAACACAGGGACUAAAGUUAAUACAGCAGAUCCUCCUUUGCCUAUAUUCAGCCAAUGCUUAAUUGACUGACUGCA
Megalops cyprinoides (Indo-Pacific tarpon) is the source of this 840-nucleotide messenger RNA. Its product is annotated as sodium/potassium-transporting ATPase subunit beta-1-interacting protein 2-like. The record is from RefSeq and is a predicted model, not a curated record. Bases 1 to 627 code for a protein of 208 amino acids. Gene Ontology annotation, biological process: regulation of sodium ion transport. NCBI's taxonomy places the organism in Eukaryota, Metazoa, Chordata, Actinopteri, Elopiformes, Megalopidae. The transcript is spliced from 7 exons.